AUGGCUCUGUUGUUGUUCACCUGUUUGUUCGCUCCGCCGCUACCGUUUCCUCCUCCAGAUCCAGAUCCAGAACCGCCGCCGUUUGCUCUGUCCCUGUUAGAUCUGCUCACGAAGGCUCCUCCUCUUGAGUCCCACGACCCUGACGCUCCAGCUCUCUCCUCCAGCCAUUCCGCCAUCUCGGGUCGUCUCUCCUCUCCACUUUCACUCACUCCGCCUCCGUCUCCCCGUUCCACUCUCGCCAUGACGGUGACUGUUUCAGGUUAUCCUCUGUCGAAGUCGCCGGAGCCAUUGCACCUUUGUUUCGAGAUCCCUCUGUUGCCUGCUCAGUUGCCUUUUGCUCAGAGUUCAUGCCGCUUAGUGGUUACUCAUGUGGAUAGCAGCUUCCAGAUCUACAUGCUUCUCCGUUUGAAGCAUUGUCUCUCCUACUUAAUCUCAGGCUCGCCUCCGUCAGGUAUGGUUCAUGUCACCUUCUGGAACGAGACUAGACUUUGCCUUAGGAUUAGACUCUGGAUUGAUUCUCCUCCUUUACCUCAGUAUGAGGACAUAAAGCUCUCCCUUAGCCUUCGCUUACCUCAGUAUGAGGUUGCUCCAGCUCUCUCCUCCAGCCAUUCCGCCAUCUCGGGUCGUCGAUAA
This is a messenger RNA of Microthlaspi erraticum, 633 nucleotides long. Lineage: Eukaryota; Viridiplantae; Streptophyta; Magnoliopsida; Brassicales; Brassicaceae. The record is from the annotation of a GenBank genome assembly.